Molecule: messenger RNA, 1038 nt
Organism: Tachyglossus aculeatus (Australian echidna)
Lineage: Eukaryota; Metazoa; Chordata; Mammalia; Monotremata; Tachyglossidae
Product: olfactory receptor 4D9-like
Exons: 2
Coding region: 1-1038 (345 amino acids)
Biological process (GO): G protein-coupled receptor signaling pathway
Cellular component (GO): membrane
Molecular function (GO): G protein-coupled receptor activity; olfactory receptor activity
Source: RefSeq, a predicted model, not a curated record
AUGGCGCUAGGAAAUCACACCAGGGUUUCAGAAUUUAUUUUCCAAGGACUGACCCAGUCUCGGGAACUGAGCUACGUCUUAUUUGUGCUUUUGUUUCUUUUGUACGUCAUCACUAUUUCAGCUAACCUCCUCAUCAUAGUCACAGUGACUUGGGAAUCUCGUCUCCACCUGCCCAUGUAUUUCUUGCUCCGUAAUCUAUCCAUCCUAGAUAUCUCCUUUUCCUGCAUCACGAUUCCCAAGGUCCUGGUGGAUCUUCUUUCCAAGAGAAAAGCCAUCUCCUUCAAUGGCUGCCUCACUCAGAUAUUUUUCUUCCACCUCCUUGGUGGGGCAGAUAUUUUUUCUCUCUCUGUCAUGGCGUAUGACAGAUACGUGGCAAUCUCGAAGCCCCUGCGCUAUGUAACCAUCAUGAACAAGGGGACGUGUUUUGGGUUGGUGGCUGCUUCCUGGGUGGGGGGAUUUGUGCAUUCCGUGGUCCAGAUUUUUCUGUUGCUGCCAUUACCCUUCUGUGGACCCAACGUCCUAGAUGGUUUCUUCUGUGAUGUCCCCCAGAUACUUAAACUUUCUUGCACCAGUGUCUUCACUACAGAGCUGUUGAUGAUCUCCAACAACGGUAUGAUCACCUCCCUGUGGUUUGUCUUGCUCAUUGGGUCCUACACAGUUAUCUUGGCCAUGCUGAGAUCUCACUCUGGGGAAGGAAAAAAAAAAGCCAUCGCCACCUGCACUUCCCACAUGACAGUGGUCACUCUGCACUUUGUUCCAUGUAUCUACGUCUACGCUCGGCCCUUCACGGCCCUGCCUACGGACACGGCAGUGUCUGUCACCUUAGCCGGAGUUGUCCCCGUCCUGAACCCCAUCAUAUAUACCCUGAGGAACCACGAGAUGAUGCUGGCCAUGAAGAGACUGAAGAAAAGAGUUACACAAUCAGGAAGGGGAAUGAAAAGUACCACUACAGACUUGACAAUACUACUGGUUCAGGAUUUAGUAACUCUUGAAUACUCAACUUUUGAAAACGGAGGCCAGGUCUCACAGCACCCCUAG